This is a messenger RNA of Eutrema salsugineum, 1811 nucleotides long. Its product is annotated as LRR receptor-like serine/threonine-protein kinase ERL1. Bases 409 to 1596 code for a protein of 395 amino acids. Lineage: Eukaryota; Viridiplantae; Streptophyta; Magnoliopsida; Brassicales; Brassicaceae. The transcript has a single exon. Gene Ontology annotation, molecular function: protein binding. The record is from RefSeq and is a predicted model, not a curated record.
UAUUAAAUUUUCAUACCGUCGUCCAUCACAAGCCACCAAAGAAAGAAAAGCAGAAAAUCAAAACGAGUAAAGAGGAAGAAGAAGAAGAAGAAGAAGAAUAUUCAUCUCUUGUUUUGGCUUCCUUCUCAAGCCAUUUUAAUUACUCUUUCUCUUCUCUCGAAAAACCUUUUUUUUCAUUCUUUUUUAAUCGUUUGAUAAUCCGCCAUUAAAGCUCUCACGGAAGCUCCAGCGAGAACACCUCCACCAUUUCCAUCACACAACCUGGCUUUCCUCUCACGAGAAAUCAGAAAAUAAACCCAUUUCUCUCUACUUUACAGCUUGUCUCUGUACUUCCCUUCUGUAUAUAUAUAGUCUCUGUUUCUUCAACCUGAACGGCUAAGUUUGAAGAAGAAGAAGAAGAAGACGAAGAUGAGAUUUACACAGUUGGUUUGGUGUUUGAUGUUUCUGCUUCGAUUCGGAUUCUUAGCGGAUGCGAUUCUCGACCCUGUUGAUUUCUUGGCUCUGCAAGCGAUUCGCAAAUCUCUCGAUGACUUGCCCGGUUCCAAUUUCUUCCAGUCCUGGGAUUUCACCUCUGAUCCUUGUGGCUUCGCCGGCGUCUACUGCGACGGCGAUAAGGUCAUUUCUCUCAAUCUCGGCGAUCCCAGAGCCGGGUCACCCGGUUUGUCGGGUCGGAUCAGUCCGGCUAUAGGCAAACUCUCUGCUCUCACGGAGCUCUCCAUUGUCCCCGGCCGAAUCAUGGGUGCUUUACCGGCAACAGUCUCGCAGUUAAAAAACCUUCGAUUUCUCGCAAUCAGCCGGAAUUUCAUCUCCGGAGAGAUUCCAGCGAGUCUCGGCGAGGUUCGCGGUCUCAGAACCCUCGAUUUGAGCUACAAUCAGCUAACCGGAACCAUUUCGCCGUCAAUCGGAUCCUUACCUGAGCUCUCUAAUCUGAUUCUCUGCCACAAUCACUUGACCGGAUCAAUCCCUCCGUUUCUCUCACAGAGCCUAAUCAGAAUCGAUCUCAAACGCAACAGCCUCACCGGCUCAAUCUCUCCGGCGUCUCUCCCUCCCUCGCUGCAAUACCUAUCACUCGCCUGGAACCAGUUAACCGGACCGGUGGACCGAGUUUUACUCCGGUUAAACCAGCUUAACUACCUCGAUCUCAGCUUAAACCGGUUAACCGGUAGAAUCCCUGGUCGAAUCUUCGCCUUCCCGAUCACUAACCUACAGUUACAGCGCAAUUUCUUCUACGGACCGAUUCAGCCGGCGAAUCAAGUGACGAUCCCAACCGUCGAUCUCAGCUACAAUCGAUUCUCCGGCGGGAUAUCUCCGCUUCUCUCAAGCGUAGAGAAUCUCUACCUGAACAGCAAUCGAUUCACCGGCGAAGUCCCGGCGAGCUUCGUGGAGCGAUUGUUAUCGGCGAGCAUGCAAACGCUGUAUCUGCAGCAUAACUUCUUGACGGGAAUACAGAUUAGCCCGGCGGCGGAAAUCCCGGUGAGCAGCUCGCUGUGUCUGCAGUAUAACUGCAUGGUACCGCCGUUACAGACGCCGUGUCCGCUUAAGGCCGGCCCACAGAAGACUAGGCCCACUACACAAUGCACCGAGUGGCGAGGGUAAUUUCGUAAUUACGCUUUCUUAUGGAUCUUUCGAUGGUAAAUUAUUAUAUGUUUUUUUUUUUUCAUUUUGCUAUAGUUUUUUCAUUUUUGAGGGGCACAGUGUCUCAGUGUGUUGAAAUGAAAAAAGAGAAAGAAAAAAGGAUUCGUUUAUUCGUUGGUGACUUUAGUGUGUAGAAAUGUCUUUGGAAUAAGGAGUAUAUUUAUGUGAGAAUGAAG